AUGACUUUACUUUACGAUCCAUCAGGAACUCAUUAUGUUUUGAAGCAACACACUGACCUACUCACAAAGAAGAAGAAGAAGGAGAAGAGGAAGGAGAAGGAGAAGGAGAAGAGGAAGAAGGAGAAGAGGAAGGAGAAGGAGAAGGAGAAGAAGGAGAAGAGGAAGGAGAAAGAGAAGGAGAAGGAGAAGAGGAAGGAGAAGGAGAAGGAGAAGGAGAAGAAGGAGAAGAAGAAGGAGAAGAAGAAGAAGAAGUAG
Messenger RNA from Knipowitschia caucasica, 255 nucleotides. The record is from the annotation of a GenBank genome assembly. NCBI's taxonomy places the organism in Eukaryota, Metazoa, Chordata, Actinopteri, Gobiiformes, Gobiidae.